AUGCGGAAGGAGCUACAUAUGCGAAGUAAAUGUAGUGAUGCUAAACUACCUCGGUCAGAGUGUUGGAUGCAGCGGCAAUACAAAAGGAUUGUGGUUAUCCUCGUAGAUGCUCUCCGUUAUGAUUUUCUAAUUCCGCUAGAACACAGUGCUCCUAAAUCUUUUUAUCGCGGACACAUGCCCGGUGUCAAAAAAUUGCUGGCUCGUGGGGCACAAAUCGGCUUAUUUCUUGCGGAUCCACCUACCACCACGUUGCAAAGAAUCAAAGCGAUCACCACAGGAACGCUUCCCACGUUCAUCGAUGCGGGCGAUAAUUUUGCUCCAAGCGCUCACAUCAACGAAGACAACAUAUUUUUUCAAGCCCGCAGUAGUAACCUCAAUGUAACUUUCAUGGGAGAUGAUACAUGGACUUCUCUAUACCCAAACAUGUUUACUCGUGCCCAUCCAUUUGAUAGUUUUGACAUCAACGACCUCACCACUGUCGAUGCGGCUGUAAAAGAACUGCUUAGAGACGAGAUGAUUUCGCAGCCUUCGGCUAAUCUCAUUGUUGCGCAUGUGCUUGGCGUAGAUCACUGUGGUCACAAAUAUGGACCCAAUCAUAUACAGAUGACUAACCAGCUGAGAAAGGUGGACGAAAUUAUUUUUGAAACGGCAAAUGAAUUGUUCAACGAUGAAUUGCUUAUUGUGCUCGGAGAUCAUGGGAUGACAUCUACUGGCGAUCAUGGAGGUGAUAGCGAUGAUGAGAUCAAUGCAGGGUUGCUUAUUUUCUCACCUGGGCGAACAUUUCCACCAUUGAAAGAAGGUCUACGACAGAUCGAUCUUGUGCCUACACUUUCCUUAUUGCUCGGUUUACCCAUCCCUUUUUCGAAUCUGGGAAUAGUGAUAGACUCGCUAUUUCCGCAAAAUCUAUCCAAACAGGCUAUCGCCUUGAAUUAUGAACAAAUGCGAAGGUUUGCAAACACAUACGCCGCAGCCAAUCCAUCAUUUGAAAUUGCCGAGAUCAUAUUACACGACACAGCCAAUUCUGAAGAGCAGCUGAGGACAAUGCAGCGUUUACAAGCUUCUCUUCGGGCAGCAUGGACCCAAUUUGACUUGGGACUUAUGAGACUUGGAGUGUUAUCGUUUGUGGAAGCUUUGCUUUACACUCUCUCGUCUCGUCCUUUAUCGGCAGCACAGUCUGUGAUCAGAUCCGGUUGCCUGCUGCUGCAGCUAUCUGUCAUAUUUGGGGGAUCAAAUGACAGUCCGGCAGUGCCUCUGUUGCUGGCUGUCCUACCAUUGUCCAUUCUGCAUUCUUUGAUUUCCAUUGUUUCUGACCUGCUGACUCUGCGAUUUCUAUCUUUUCCACGGCUGUUUGCUCAUGCUUGCGUUUUUAUUCAUGCAUCAUCAUUCUUGUCGAACAGUUUCGUGGUCUGCGAGGCCGAGGUUGUGAGAUUCUUGGCGCAGAGCAUUCUUUUGGUUAGCACAGGAGCGAGAGUAGUGAAUGGAUAUAUUGAUCAUCAUCGCAAAGUCGUUGCGCAUACUAACUUGUUGAUGCAUAUCCUAUCAAUAUGUAAUGCUUGGGAUUUGGGGGUUUUGUUAGUUUCCCUCGUGCUGCUUCGGAUGGAACCGCUCUUCCAUCGAUGUAGAGAAGAAGAGAUCGGUUGCGAGCAGUAUAUGCCACUGGAGCCUAUAUCAUCCUUGUCUCCUGAUGCGCUUUUCUGGCGAUUUUUAUUGGCGACGGGUGUCAUCUACUCGCUCAACUAUCUCAUGAGCCGGAUACUACCCGAUAAUCUUCCCAACUCUGUCAGAAUUGCUCGGUCUCUGUCAUGGCCUGUUCAUGCAUUUAUCACGUUCUACCAUCUGAUACAGCUUGUACCUCAUAAUGAUUCCAUGCAAAAGCGUAUACAACUUAUGGGAAUCGUUCUAGCAAUUGGUGUCUAUGUGAUGUCCGCUGCUGCAGCCUUCAUGUGUAUCUGCACAAAAAACGGCCCCAAUCGUGCAGUUUAUCUCUGUUUUGUUCAUGCAUUGUGUUGGCCGUUGCUACUUUUGCUCGGUGAUGGUCUGCAACCUUCUUUGGUAGCCUUUUUGAUCAUUCUCUAUGGAUCCAUACACCUAACCAGUGAAGCUGUGCUUCCACUGCUCCUCUCUAUAUUAAUUCCCUUCGGUUUCUACCUCACCGGACAUUCCCCCACAUUAUCAGCAAUUCCUUGGCAAGCCGCUUUUGUAGGGCUUCCUGGCAAUUUCCCUCUGCCAGCAUACUCAGAAGACAUUUGA
This is a messenger RNA of Cylicocyclus nassatus, 2250 nucleotides long. The record is from the annotation of a GenBank genome assembly. NCBI's taxonomy places the organism in Eukaryota, Metazoa, Nematoda, Chromadorea, Rhabditida, Strongylidae.